AUGUUAACCACAUAUUUCUCGAAAAAAAUAAGAGAGGAAACAUCAGUAAGUAAUGAUAGCAGGUCGACUAUAACAGAGGUAGAAGCAGUUUCAAGAACUUCACAGGAAGAAAUACUAGAGAUUCCUAGUUCCCAAAAUGAGGAUAAUAAUAAUUUACCAAGCUGUUGGAAUGCAAAACAGUUAAAGGAGUUAAAAAUUAAAUAUGAUGGGCUAUUUGUCAGUAAUCAGAAAUUGGGAUGUGAGUAUUGUUUAAAAAUAGAAUCAAAACUAAUAUCUCAAGAAUGGAAAAAAUGUAACGUUACGACAUCAGAGAAAGACAAAAUAGUGCAACAAGCAUCUUUAAGAAAAAAAAUGAGUGAACAUUUUGUAUCAAAAGCACACAAACUAGCUGUUGAACAUGCCAAGAUACUUAAAAAACAAACUUUUACAGCAUGCAUCGAUAAGAUGAACGAAAAAUUUAUUAGUCCUACUACAACAAUCUUCAACACUCUUUACAGUCUAGCGAAAAGAAAUCGUCCAUUUUCAAACAAAGAAAGUGUAAUAGAGCUUCAAGUAAAAAACGAGUUGGACAUAGGAACCGGACUUCAUUCUCGACAUAGUGCAAAACUGAAUGGUAUUUCCCAGGAGCUUAGUUUGGAUAUAAUUAAGAUUGAAAGAGUGUUAAGACCAAGAUGGGCUUCGUGCAGCCCAAGAUCUGCACUUGCUGUAUGGCGGAGCUACCCUGCUUUGUAUAUGUUGUUCUCUUCUAACCAAAAAAUGUCUGGAAUGGCAAAACGACUACAAAACAAAUGUUUUCUAGUAGAUUUAGCUCUAAUGAUUGACAUCCUACAGGAGUGCUCUCUACUAUCUAAUGCCCUUCAAGCUAGAAAUAUAAAUGUUGCCAAGGGAGAUCAACUGAUUAGAAGAACAAUUAACGCUUUUCAAAUGCUCAAAGAUCGUCGCGGUCAUUACGAAAAAAAAAGUGGAUGA
Molecule: messenger RNA, 969 nt
Organism: Hydra vulgaris (swiftwater hydra)
Lineage: Eukaryota; Metazoa; Cnidaria; Hydrozoa; Anthoathecata; Hydridae
Source: RefSeq, a predicted model, not a curated record